Seriola dumerili (greater amberjack) is the source of this 1055-nucleotide messenger RNA. Its product is annotated as phospholipase A2 inhibitor and Ly6/PLAUR domain-containing protein-like. The transcript is spliced from 5 exons. Lineage: Eukaryota; Metazoa; Chordata; Actinopteri; Carangiformes; Carangidae. The record is from RefSeq and is a predicted model, not a curated record. Bases 28 to 723 code for a protein of 231 amino acids.
CUAAUCUGCAGUGCUCACCUCCACAUCAUGAUGAAGCUGAUCCUCUCUCUGACUCUCGUCUGGGCGCUCUCCAGCACAGCUGAAGCACUUGUGUGUCAAAAUUGCACAGAUCAACAAUGUUCAGACACAAAACCAAUUACAUGUUCCUCAGAGAUGAUGUGUAUAACAGCUUCCAUUGAAGCCACUACAUCUGGAACUCCAGUACAGCAAAUCAUCAAGUCGUGUGUACCAUCCGUGAUGUGUCAAGUCUCUCAGACCAUUUCACAGAACUUGGGUUAUAUGGAUGUAUUUGCAUCUACUCAGUGCUGCAACACAGAUAACUGCAACUCAGCAACACUACCUUUCCCGGGUCCUCAGUCAAGUAACAGCCUACAGUGUUUAUCCUGUGACUCACCCUUGGACACUAACUGCAGCACUCCAACACAGUGUAGAGGAGUCCAGGACCGCUGCUUUCAAAUGAGUGUGACGGUUGGAUCCAACAUUUUUUCAACCUUUGGCUGCACAUCUAUGAACGUGUGUGCAGCUGCUUACAACUUGGAAAACCUACCCUUCCAUCAAAAUCUUGGUAACUCCCCCUCUCAAACGAGCUGCUGCGAGACCAAUUUGUGUAAUAAUCGCACGACUGCCUCAACAAAUACAACUACUGCCAGUGAUGCCUGUUGUAUCCAACUGGGCACGAUCCAUCUGCUGCUUGGACUGCUCCUUUUCUUUACCCUCUAUUAGAACACUGGGAAAAAAAUGGACGAAACACCUUUGAAGCCACCAGGACUCUGAAGGAAUCCAUGAACACACAACAGAGGGAAAACAAUAUUAAAUAGUUAACUUGUGCUGCAAAUUGUACAAAUAUACCAAGGGCUUGGUUUUAUCUUUGAUAGGGACACAUUUAUUUUGUAUCUACAGAUAAAGAAUCUAUAAAAAGAAUUCACUGAAUAUUUGUUUGCUGAUAUAACUUGGAAAUAAACUGGAUUUGUAUCAUGACUUUUUUCUCUGAUUUUUAACAGAUGUUUUUUAAUGAGACAAAAAUGUAUAUUUAGGUGUGCUUCUCUGUUUGAACU